This is a messenger RNA of Ailuropoda melanoleuca (giant panda), 5588 nucleotides long. It is a transcript of the gene GLT1D1, whose product is annotated as glycosyltransferase 1 domain containing 1. Bases 4130 to 5173 code for a protein of 347 amino acids. The record is from RefSeq and is a predicted model, not a curated record. Gene Ontology annotation, molecular function: glycosyltransferase activity. Lineage: Eukaryota; Metazoa; Chordata; Mammalia; Carnivora; Ursidae. The transcript has 13 exons.
GGCCACGCCUCGGUCCGCCCUCCCGGGGCCCCCAUUGGCCGCAGACUCCGGUGACUUCCGGUUCCGGCCGGAAGCCCGGGGGAGGGUCGUGCUUCCGUCUUGAGUGGUGUGAGGGGGUCCUGGCGUUCCCCCCUCACAGAGUUUUUAAAAGCCGAAUGGCGCCUGGCACUCGGAAGUCUGAAACCCCCGGCUGCGGAAACGUAGGCCCUGUGGUGGCCUCAGCCUCUGCCUCUCCAGGCUGAUUUGCGAAGCUGGCGCCUGCCCCCGGGCUCCUUCACGCCCCGGGGCGGGGUUUCCCUGCAGGCGCGCCGCUGACUUUCGGGGCUGAUGGUUCUGUGUUGCGGGGCUGCCCUGUGCUCGGGGGGACGGUGAGCGGCACCCUUAGCCUCCGCUGGCCGAUGGGUGCCAGGUCCACGCUCGCUCCCCAGCCUGGCAGCCACAGUGACAGCAGGCAUUCCCGGUGGUCCCCAUGAAGGACCGCUGUCCCCGAAGAAGCCAGGCUCAGAGCCUGUGUCCUUGUCACAUGAUGGCUUCCCGCUUCCCUUCAGCCCUCAGCUCAGGUGGCCACUCCCUGUAAGCAUUUCGACACCGUCCCAUCUAAAGUGGAUCCCGCCCCCAUCCCAUUGCCCUGUUUUAGUUUCUCCGUAGCACCUUUGCCACCCUCCCUGGCUUGUUCUGCUCCCCACAGGUACUAGCUCCAUGUGACAGUGUUUUAAUGUGUCUUCUUCACCGCACGCAGAGCCCCUGCAACAGUGACCGGCAGGUACAUGGUGGAGUGGAGGAGUGCCCUCCACAAAUGGCCCCAGCACGGCUUCUGAUGGUGGGACCCACAGCUGAAUGAGGGGACUAGGGUGAGACCCUUGCUUCUUCCUUCCUGUCUUCAAGGCCAGCUAAGAGAAGCACGGAGCCGGUACCUGGGGAGUGGGCUUGCAGGUAGGUCACCUGGGUAAGAAGUCCUUCCAUAAAGACUUGAAGUAACGUGUAUUCACUUUAUUUUCCUAAAUGGGUGACCCCAAGACUGAUGCCCCACACGGUGCUGGCACACAGCAGGCAGUAGAUACUUGAUAAAUAUUUUAAGAGGGACAUUGAAUGCCAGUAUAGGACCUUCCCACCCAGUCCAUUAAUGCCUAUCACCCUCGGCCGUUAGCUCAAAUGCUACGUUUCUGAUCCUCCCAGAACAGGGCGGAUCCCUUUUUAUAUGUCAUUAGGGUACUCUACAUUUUCUUCACAACACUAUAUUAAUUUAUGAUUAUGUAUUUUGUGAAAUGAUUUACUAUCUGUCUUCAAACCUGGAAGGGCUGUGAUUGUCCGUUACUGUAUUCCUAUAAUCUAGCACAACCCCCACCAACAAUAAGUACAUGUGGAAUUGAAUGAAUGAAUAUUCGUUGAUUUUCCAGUGGCGCCAAAAGAAUAUUUUAUGUUCUUUUUUUUUUUUUCUUGAGACUCCCCUGAUGUUCUAAUGCGUACCUUAGUAGCCUAAUUUAACUGAAGGCAAACCACUUAAGAUUUCUGUCCAGGAUCACACACCUAGUGGGCAGCAGAGCUCAGUCUUAAAUGAAAGGUUUUUACUCAGUUCCUGGUACAGUGCAGUGCUUCCUCCACAUUCUGGCUGGAACAUGACACAAAGAACCUCCAAGUAUUUGUUAAAACACUGAUAAAAUUGACACAGUCCGGCAAAGUGCAGAGUAAAUACGGGGUAAAAGGGAAGCGAUUUGACUUGGUUCACGUGAUGACUUAUUGCGAAGCUCUGUCCAGUGCAGAUGUGCCAUCUUGGAUGAUAGGAAACUAGCUUAGUCGGAUUGUCUCAGCUGAGAAGUAUAGAGCUAAGGGAACAGAGUGCGUGUGGCAGUUACGGAGUUCACGAUGUACCCGGAGGCACUGUGAGCAGUUCCUGGCCCUGGGGAAGGAAGUCCGCUGUACCCUGCCGUCUCUGACACCAUGAAGUUGCAAAAACAUUUCAGCAGGAAGAAAUGUUUUGGUUUGGUUGCAGUGUUUUUUAAAAACUGCUCUGGGCUUAUGACUUGCUUUGGUAAAGAGAAUGUGGUGGAGUAUCCCUGAGGCAGAUCUGGGCCUGAACCUCAGAAAGGUUUGGGAGCUUCUACUUUUGUGCCUCGGAAGCCCUGAACCACCACGUAAGAAGUCCGGGCACCUCGCUGGAGAGACCACGUGUCAAAGAAGAGUCUGCAACUAUGUUGAUGCCCCCGUCAUCCCAGCCGACUUGCCAGCUAAAGGAAGCCGCACAAGCCACCAACAGCAGGACCAGCAGAAACUGGCCAGCUGAGCCUCGGCCUAAAUGGCAGAAUCGUGAACGAAUGAAAUACUUGUUAUUUUAAACCACUAAGUUCAGGGCAGGAUCGUUAGGCAGCGUCAGAUGGCGAAAACACACCUGUCUUCUCCCACGGCCAUGAUCUGCUGACACCAGGUAGCAGCCACUGUCCGGUGUGGGGCAUACACUUUCCAGCUUACUCAAAUCCCGCUUGCUCUCUGUUGUCUUGUUUUCUUACUGUAAAGAGAUGUUCUCGCUUUGCACUGUCUGGUGCAGUAGCCACGAGCCACGUGUGGCAGUUUGAACUAAAAUUACUAUAAGUUUAAUAAAAUGAAAAGUUCUGUGCCUCAGUCACACCAGCCACAUUUCAGAUGCCCAGUAGCCUCCUGUGACUGGUGGCUACCAUGGUGAACAGCACAGUAUAGAUCACCCCACCUUUGCAGAAAGUUUUGUCAGACAAUGCUGCUUUAUACUAACGUGCAGUGCACACCCUCCUGUCCUUCAAAACAGAAUCCUGAUUCCAUUCGGCUGUCUACUCUCGAUUUGUUCCCCCCACCCCUUGCUCCCCACCAGCUAUCCAUGCAGCUCAGGAGAAGCUAACUUCAUCUUUGUUUCUGGAUCUGACUAUUCAGAACCAAUGCUAGUCUCUCAUGCCUCUUCACAGUGACUGGUUUGGAAACCCAGACUGUAACCAUUCAAGACAUGACAUUCCCCCAGGGCCCAGCAGAGCACAGAUGACAUAAAUUGGCCCAGUCAGGCUAAAAGAAAGGACUCUUGUUCCAUGACUGCAAGGGAGACACCCUCUUCCAAAUGGGACAUGAAUUUGGAGGCCUGGAGCGCUACUUGCUGUUGGCACCUGUCUCACAAUCAUGAGAAGAACCAGUUCAGCACGUGGAUGGCACAGUAGAGAGGCAGGGAGAAGUUAGAUAGUAAAAGGUCAUAAAUCUCACACUGUUUAGGCCACUGUGUUGGGUUUUCUUUCUUUUUUUUUUUAAGAUUUUAUUUAUUUUUUUGACAGAGACAGCCAGCGAGAGGGGGGACACAAGCAGGGGGAGUGGGAGAGGAAGAAGCAGGCUCCUAGUGGAGGAGCCUGAUGUGGGGCUCGAUCCCAGAAUGCUGAGAUCACGCCCUGAGCUGAAGGCAGACGCUUAACGACUGCGCCACCCAGGCGCCCCUGUGUUGGGUUUUCUAUUACCUGAAGCCAAAAGCCACCUGCCAUGAUUCUAUCAAAAAGCAGGAAAAGAGAGGGCAGCCUGAUUUGUUCCUCACACUCGGUCCAGUAUGCUCUUAGAGCUUCUGCCCACAUAAUCAGUGCAUUUGGGGCCCCUGUGCUAAGCCCCAACGGUGAUAACACUAGAGAAUUGAUGUAAGUUGACUCUCACCACUGUGGUGUAUAUUUGGAAUAUGCCCCUGUUCCUGAAAGUAAUCGUGGAGUCUCUCCUUUGCACCUCAAAGAAAUAAGUAAAUGACUUAACUCACCCAGCUGGCAUCUGGAGGAGAGGUAACAUUGUCUUACAAAGUAUAGUUUUGUGGGCAGUCUCUUCACCUCAAGGGCUGUCUGGGAAAGAGGACCUUACUGCAGGGUCGCUUGUGGUGUGGACUGGAAUGUACCAUUUGCUCUGAUGCAGGACCCUUCCUUCUCUGUCACCGCCCUGUUCCCUGUCCCUGCGCCAUGCAGAGCCCAGAGGAGCUGCUGUCUGAUGGAGUGAAUUCAGAAACCAAUGGGGACCGAGGACAUUUCAGGGGCCGUCGACUUUUUCAUGAUGGAGAUCAUGAAGGAAUUGAAGUGAGCCCUCCAGCACUGUGGUGCGUCUGUUAGAUUGAACCAGGAGGCCACAAGACUGACGGGACUCGAACGCCUGGAUGCUCGUGUACAUAAGCCAAGACAGAACGCUGGACCAUCUGGAAGCUGCCGGCCACGUAUGUCUUCUGAAAGAUGCCUUUGACCUGGAAAGCUCGUCUGAAGUCGCCCACCUCAUCAGGGCCGAGAACCUGGAGGCAGCCCUGGCUCUUCAUCUGUACAGAGGAGGCCGCCUCUUGCAAGGUCAUGGAAUCCCUUUUGGAAUCAUCUUUGGUGGAACUGAUUUAAAUGAAGAUGUUAACCAGAGGGAAAAAAACGAAGUGAUGGGAAAGGUCCUCGAAGAAGCCAGAUUUGCUGUCGCUUUCACAGAGUCAAUGAAGGAAACGGCACAGACACAGUGGCCGCAUGCCAGGGAUAAGAUCUACAUCCAGAGCCAAGGAGUCAUGACAGUACCAAGUGCCGCCUUUAACUGGAACACCUUCCUUCACCGUUCAGGGAUUAACCAAAGUGCUGAUAAUUUACACAUCUUCCUCCUGGUGUGUGGACUUAGACACGUAAAGGACCCUCUUUACUUGGUGGAUGCGUUCUCAGAAUGGCAUCGAGAGGAGCCUAAUGUUUACAUGGUGAUCGUCGGUCCGGAAGUUGACCCAGUGUUUACAAGGGAAGUAAAAGCCAAAGUAAAGAGAUUCCCGGCGGCAGAGUGCUGUCCCUGCUCCUGUUUCAGGAUGGCUGGGGUGCGGCUGCUCGGAGAGAUGCCGCAGGGGGACCUGCACGCAGCGCUGAGGAACUGCUUCGCCGUGGUGAACAGCUCCGUGUCCGAGGGCAUGUCCGCCGCGAUUCUGGAGGCGAUGGAUCUGGAAGUCCCGGUGCUGGCCAGGAACAUCCCCGGGAACGCAGCAGUGGUGAAGCAUGAGGUCACAGGGCUGCUGUUUUCAGACCCGCAGGACUUCGUUCAGCUGGCAAAGAGGCUGGUUCGCGAGCCCGCGUUGGAGAGAGAACUCGUGGCCAACGGGAGGGAGUAUGUGAGAAGGUAUCACUCGUGGCAGGCGGAAAGAGACACCUAUCAGAACCUGGUCCGGGUUCUCGAGGGAAGCACCGGGGAGUAAGGGUGCCCGCCGGGUGCCGUCCCGCGCCCGCCCGCGGCCAACGCCCAUGCACGGCCCAGGGUCAGUACCCACAGACGGAGUUCUGGGCCAGCGGGUCCAGCCCGGCCCAAAUCAAGCCAGUUUCAAUGGAAUCAUCAAUAAACGACAUCGGUUACAAGGGAAAACCUCAUCCGAAACCCGUCUGAGCUUCCAGAGAAUAUCCCGGAUGUGUCUACCAGAUCAGCUCCUGGGCACAGGGGGGCCGGGCAGGGGGAGGCGGGGAGAGAGGGGCCUUAGCCGCUCCGGGACUUCGGGGCGAGCCACCGCACCACAGACACUUCCCACCGACCUUCUGAUGACCUGUAACUCAUUGUCUAUCCAAUAUCAGCAACUAAAGUCACACGUGUCCACAGAAUAAAGCGUGUCACCGUCAGCC